CCAGUUAAAUCUGUUACAACUGUUCAAGCAAUUGCUGGAGUAGAUUCGAUCUUAGAUUUUAUUGAACAGCCUAAUGCAAAUAUUAAAAUUAAUAUUAAAGUAUUUGCUGAACUUAAACGAAUUCGAAAAGAACUU
Cetraspora pellucida is the source of this 135-nucleotide messenger RNA. The record is from the annotation of a GenBank genome assembly. Lineage: Eukaryota; Fungi; Glomeromycota; Glomeromycetes; Diversisporales; Gigasporaceae.